Messenger RNA from Eurypyga helias (sunbittern), 1399 nucleotides. It is a transcript of the gene RASSF3, whose product is annotated as Ras association (RalGDS/AF-6) domain family member 3. Gene Ontology annotation, biological process: signal transduction. The coding region runs from base 100 to 642 and encodes 180 amino acids. Gene Ontology annotation, cellular component: cytoplasm. Lineage: Eukaryota; Metazoa; Chordata; Aves; Eurypygiformes; Eurypygidae. The record is from RefSeq and is a predicted model, not a curated record. The transcript has 4 exons.
GAUGUUCAGAAGGAGAGCGAGCCUCACGUUUAUCUCAGUAAAGAAGAACUUAAAGAGAAGAUACAAAGCUACAAUUCAUCUGUUACUGAUAAAUUAAAGAUGACCUUGAACACAAAUGGGAUUUACACUGGCUUCAUCAAAGUUCAGAUGGAACUAUGCAGACCGAUCACUGUGCAGUCUUCCCAGAGCCAGGGGAGGUGUGCUCCCAGCAAUAAUGAAACUGCCUUUUACUUGCCGGAUGGCUGCGUGAACACCCUUCACAUCAGCAGCACCAACACUGUCCGUGAAGUUAUUGAGGCCUUGCUCAAAAAGUUUUUUGUGGCUGACAACCCUGCAAAGUUUGCACUUUAUAAACGCUGUCACAAGGAAGACCAAGUUUAUACAUGCAAGCUGUCAGACCGAGAACAUCCCCUCUACCUGCGUUUGGUGGCAGGCCCCACAACAGAAAUGCUCAGUUUUGUUCUGCGUGAGCAUGAAACUGGAGAAGUCAUGUGGGAAGCUUUUAGUAUUCCAGAACUGAAAAACUUCUUGCGUAUACUGGACAAAGAGGAAAACGAGCAACUGCAAAUCUUAAAGAAGCGUUAUGCAGCUUACAGAGACAAACUUGAAGAAGCCCUCGGUGGGGUGUGGAAACCUGGUUAAAAGGGGGCCAAAGGACACUCAGGAAAAACGCACGCUACCAAAUGUCAGUAUAGCAUGCCAAACCCAACGUACAAAGAGCAGCAGAGAGUAGUUUUCUUUAUUCAGAAGACUGUUUUGUGAUGCCGGGGUACCUGAAUUUUGCUAUAGACUUAGUUCCGUAAGCCAGGUCACUUAGCAUCUUGCACCCACGAGUAAGGGAUUCUGCAUGUUUGUACAUCAGUUUGCAACCCUCUGUGUGCCUGGAGAGUUUUCCAAGUUAUCUUGGUGCAAGCUGUGAAACUAAUCAAUUUUUCUAGAAUGCUAUGAAAUAAGACUGUUUGGUUUUUUUCUUUGCUUUAAUGGUAGCUUUACAAGUAAGGACGUGCAAAUUCAUGGGUUAAAAAAAUUAAUAAAACCAUCUGGACGAGAACUAGUUGGAGCACUAUCUUUGAGGUGAAAUUGAUUUGCACUACCUUUCUGUUUUCAAGUAGUUACUGUAUAAUUUGAGAGAACUGUUGUAGGUGGAAGGCAUAUGGGAUCUUGUGGUUUGUUCUGUGAAAUUGAUGGAAGGCUUUAAAGUGGUCUUUUUGGAGAAGGUAGAGAAAGUUGGAAAGAAGGUAAGAGUUGAGGAAGGAGAACCCUAACAGCUGACAGAGGGGAGCAGGUUUUAAAUGGAGCUAGUAUUUAUACAGAGGAAAGUUGAAAUACUAAUUCUACAAGAUUAAAGUUUUAGGAUGCUAUAAUAUUGUGAAUAAGUUUUAUGGUUUUUUGACUGCAU